Sturnus vulgaris (Common starling) is the source of this 3457-nucleotide messenger RNA. The record is from RefSeq and is a predicted model, not a curated record. NCBI's taxonomy places the organism in Eukaryota, Metazoa, Chordata, Aves, Passeriformes, Sturnidae.
UCUCGGCAUUCUCUAGUGUGGUCCACAGUGGCUUCCUCAUCUCACUUACACUUGAGGUUUAUAGCUGGAGGGGAAGUCAAUAGUAAAUAUUUAUCACCCCGACCAAGAACAGAACUUUUCAGAAUUCAAACAGAAGGACGUACACCUCUCUUCAGAAACAGUUUCAUAACUAUGUAAUUUAAAAUACAAAGUUUGAGGGUGAGCCAGUUCUGCACGUCAGAGAAGCUGGGAGCAGAAAAAAAGCAAGAUGAAUGCGUCUGGAGGAAGCUGUGGGAGCCCUAGUUCUGCAGAACCUACAGGAGAUUUCUUCAAAGAACUGUGGUCCAAACUGAAAGAAUGUCAUGAUAAAGAAGUACAAGGCUUACAGCUGAAAAUAUCUAAGUUGAAGAAGGAAAGAUGCUUGGAUGCAGAGAGGCUUGAAGAGUUCUAUACCAAGAACCAACAGCUCAGAGAACAGCAAAAAGCACUUCAUGACACUAUCAAGGUUUUAGAAGACAGAUUAAGAGCGGGGUUGUGUGAUCGUUGUGCUGUAACUGAAGAACACAUGAGAAAGAAGCAGCAAGAAUUUGAAAAUAUCCGGCAGCAGAAUCUCAAACUUAUUACUGAGCUUAUGAAUGAAAAAAACAACUUACAGGAUGAGAAUAAAAAGUUAACUGAACAGUUCCAGCAAUUGCAGAAGGAGCUAGAGGUGCAAAAGCAGCAAGUAGCAGAGGCAGAAGAAGGAGUCAUUCCAGGUUCUCCAGUUCAAACAUCUUCAUUUUCUGUGGUUAAUCGUAUGAGAAGAAAAAAAGAGAAUAGGCAUAUCCGAUAUACAGAACAUACACCCCCAGAUUUGGAACUUAGGGAAAACAACAGUGAGUUUGGAAAAAUUCCAGUCUUUUCCACACAAGUGAACACUCACCAUGGAGGAGAGAUACUAGUGGCAGACACUUGUGAUCCACAACUGUCCCCUGUGCCAAAUAAACUAAGGGUGGGAGGAUACCCUGUUCCAAAGCCAUCUUUUAACUUGGCUGCAGUCGUCGCAGAAACAAUUGGACUUAGUGUUGAAGAGGAAUCUGAGUCCCAGAGUGUACUGAAUCUUCCCCUCACUAAUACAGUUAUGAACCAGGCCUCAGAGAGCAUGCAGUCUGAAGACUCAAGAAAACAUCCGGCUUCUGAAUCAAGAAAUGAUGACAACAAUUUAGGUAUUUCAGAUCCAUCUCAUAACACACCACCACAUGAUGACUGGGAUUCUCGGGUAGCUUCUCCUGUUUUUGGAGCUUCUAGCACCAUGAAGAGCAACUCAAGUACAGUUCAUGCUCCUUGUAUUUUAGAUUCAGGAUUGAAGCCUCAUCUCAAAACCAACCUCUUCAACAAUCCAUCCAGUUCCAGAUCUCAUAAAAGUAGAUCAAAAUCUGAAGAUGUUGCUUUUGUUGCACCGCUGAAUCUUGGGACAGAAAUCAACUCAGUUAUCAGCCAGACCUCUGUCCAUAGGCAAAUGGUUGUGAAAAAGAAUUCUAAUGAGGUUGUAACCUGUGCUGGAAACACCUGCACAGCUAAAAAUGAGGUGAUCAAGAGCGAUAUCCUCCUUGUAUAUCAGAAGCAGCUAGAAGGCAGGUGUGCUAAGAGAAAGAAAGCUGAAGAUGAUCUUGCAGUUAGCUGUGAGAAAACAUCAUUCAGCAAAGAGAACUUUGUUCAGCAGGUUAAUGGGGAACAUCCAGGUGAUAAGCCCUUGGAUCUGUCUGAUCCCUUCUCUGGAGUUCGUGGUGAAGAGAAAAAACAAGGAAGUGAGGAGACAUACAAAAAUAGACUGAAACAAGUGACUCUGCAUGACAUCUUUUCACAUAUAGGGAAGACUGUUCCUGAAGGUUCAUCAUCCAUUCAAAAUGCCAACAAUGAGAGCUGUUUGUUUGGCAGACAUUUACAAGAGGAAUCCUAUGUACAAGAGGCAAUGCUGGGAAAAAUGUUCCCUGACAGGAAAAAUCAGAUCCCAGUGAAAGAAGAAGUUCCUCCCUUCAAAUUUGCACCACUGCCAGGUUCUGCAGAGACAGAGGAACUUUUUGAUAAUGUAAAGGUUGCCAGUGGCCAUGUACCAAAUAGAAAGAAAACAAGGACAGGACAUGGAGAGUCUGAACCAGCAUCUGUACUUCAGCCAAACCCUUGUAGACUAUCAAAAAGUAAAGCACAGCAAAAUGAGCAAGACCUGAAAGAUAAACCCUCUUUAGAAAACUUCCAGUGGAGCAUAGACCCAGGAGCUGACCUUUCACAGUACAAAAUGGACAUUACUGUGAUUGAUACAAAGGGUGGUUCUCAGACUGGAGUUGGAGGGGAAGUUGUUGAUAUGGAUUAUACAUAUGUUAGUGACAGUGUGCUAUUGGAAAUGAAAAGUCAAGAGCAAAAUCAGGAAAGCAGUCCUCGAGGAGAAAUAACAGAUAUAUUUGAUCGGACAACCAAUGAAGAAUAUGAAUCCUGCCUACCAGAAGAUAAUCAUUCUGCAUGUGAUGAAAAAGAAACUCUUCAUGAUGAAGAGCAGGAUAAGGGAAUAACAGCAGCGAGCAAGAAACUGAAGAAACAUGAGGAUAAACAAGAUAAAGCCAAGCAGAAAGCUUUUGUGGAGCCUUAUUUCAAAAGUGAUGAGAGAAAGAAUACUGUGUUAGAUUUUCCUCAUAUUGAGGUUAUUCGAAAAAAAGAAGAAAGAAGAAAAUUGCUUGGCCACACUUGUAAGGAAUGUGAAAUAUAUUAUGCAGACAUUCCAGAAGAAGAGAGAGAGAAGAAACUGGCUUCCUGUUCAAGACACAGAUUUCGCUAUAUUCCUCCAAAUACCCCUGAAAAUUUCUGGGAGGUUGGAUUUCCUUCCACCCAAACCUGUGUGGAAAGAGGAUACAUUAAAGAGGAUCUUGCUCCCUGUCAACGUCCAAAAAGGCGUCAGCCUUAUGCUGUAAUGUUUUCUCCAAAAGGCAAAGAGCAGAAGACAUAAAGGAUGGGGAAGUAAGGAGCGACAGCCUGAAGUGCAUUUUUCCUGUCCGUAGAUAUUUAUAGUUAAUACAAACUUGAAAUAAAGAACUAUGUGUUCCACAAUGAUAGAUACAUUGUUUAAUUGAAUAUGUACAUUUUAUAAAAUUCAUUUGCAAGUCCGAGGUACCAGGAAACAAAACUAUUUAAUGUAUGUUUGUUUCAUAUUGUGUUAAUACAUUUUGUAUUUGUUUUUGCACCUGUCAGACAAGUUUCCUACUUUUUUUUUCUUUGAGGCCAGCAGCUGAAAUUCCAGCAAUUCCUGUGUAAACUUUGUGUCAGUGAGUAACUGCUUUGAAGUCACUGAAAUCAGUUGUUCUUGCAAGAGUAAAUGUCUGUCAAUGGGAACAGAAAUGACAAUUUUCUACAGUGAUUUUAUUUUGCUCUGGAUUUUCUUAUAUUUCUUUUCUCAUGUUUCUCAUGGUUAUAUCUUUUUGGAAUAAAGCUGUAUUAAAUAUGAAAUGUA